This is a messenger RNA of Alnus glutinosa, 1032 nucleotides long. Its product is annotated as protein FAR1-RELATED SEQUENCE 5-like. The record is from RefSeq and is a predicted model, not a curated record. NCBI's taxonomy places the organism in Eukaryota, Viridiplantae, Streptophyta, Magnoliopsida, Fagales, Betulaceae. Gene Ontology annotation, biological process: regulation of DNA-templated transcription. The transcript is spliced from 2 exons. Gene Ontology annotation, molecular function: zinc ion binding. The coding region runs from base 1 to 1032 and encodes 343 amino acids.
AUGGAUGAUGAUUGUAGGUUACGAAAUGUUUUUUGGGCGGAUGCACGGAGUAGGGCAGCAUAUGAUUACUUUGGAGAUGUUAUUACGUUUGACACAACGUAUUUGACCAAUAGCUAUGACAUGCCAUUUGCUCCUUUUGUAGGAGUGAAUCAUCAUGGUCAAUCUAUACUUUUGGGGGCAGGACUAAUUUCAAGCGAGGAUACAGACACAUUUGUGUGGUUGUUUAAAUGUUGGUUAGAGUGCAUGAAUGGCCAAGCCCCUAAAGCAAUUAUAACAGACCAGGAUAGAGCUAUGAAAAAUGCAAUUGCUAUUGUUUUCCCUGAAAAAUAUGAGGAAAACUGGAAAGAUCUACUGGAGAAGUAUAACCUUCAUGAUAAUGCAUGGUUGAAUGGGUUAUACAGGGAUAAGACAUUUUGGGUGCCGUCAUACAUGAAAGAUACGUUUUGGGCGGGAAUGAACACUACACAGCGAAGUGAAAGUAUGAACGCAUUUUUUGAUGGUUACAUGCACUCACGAACCACAUUGAAAGAAUUUGUUGAUGAAUAUGAUAAUGCUUUAAGGAGAAUGGUCGAGAGUGAGACACGUGCUGAUUUUGAUUCUUUCAAUCGCACAAUCUCAUGUAUAAGCGCCUUGCAGUUAGAGAAACAGUUUCAAGUUGUCUACACAAAUGCGAAGUUCAAAGAAGUACAUGAGCAGUUUGUGAAAAUGAUGUCCUGUAAUAACUCUCAUCUCAAAAGUGAAGGUGCAAUUUCCACGUUUGAAGUUAUUGAAUAUGUUGCCGUUGGAGACCACUUAAUAGAAAAAACAUUUCUUGUUUACUUCAAUGAAGAUGAAUUGGAAGUGAAGUGCACAUGUGCAUUGUUUGAAGUAAGAGCCAUCUUAUGUAGGCAUUCACUUUCCAUGUUACGGACAAAGAAAGUGACAACUUUGCCACAAAGAUAUGUUCUUGAUAGAUGGGGGAAGGAUAUUAAGCGAGAGUACUUGAAGGUUAAGAGUAGUUAUGAUGCCAUUGGUGAUAAUCCACAUGCCUAA